AUCGUCAGUAGAAUCGGUGCUGCUGCCCGACUACGUGGGUUGUAUUUCUAGUUUGUCCUCUCGAACAUUUUAUUUGUGGCCAAGGUGAAACAGGACCACCGAAUUCCUAACUGAAGCUUGUUCCCAGUGGCCUGGCAACACGACCAAUCCUCUGCGUUGGAGGACACCGUGCACUGCCGCUGUGUGCGCUGCGGGGACGGCAGCCCUGGCUUUGAGGCGCAUUUCUGGAGGUCUUUAGGUGUUGGUAACGCUGGUCUAGCCCGAUAUCAGUAAGGGACUGUGUAUUCACCUCAAGAACGCUGUCUGCAUCCUCCCUUUGGACUGUUCGCUGGUCUAGCACUGAAGAAGACGAUGUCAGACGAAAAUGUUCAGCAUCUUCCGGAGGAACAGCAACAGGAGCUCAAGUCAAAAUUUUUAGGUUUACGCCAAGGACUGGUAGCAGUGGGUACCUGCCGUCAUCUCCUCCCUCCUCACUGCGUGGCGCUCACCAAGAAAUACCGUGAAUUCAGGUUUUGUGAGAGUGACGUGGUCAUCGCAACCUUUCCCAGAAGCGGCACGACGUGGACACAAGAGAUUGUGUGGACGAUGAAAAAUGGCCUGGAUUUCGAGACGGCAUCCAAGGUUUCUCUCAACAUCAGGUCGCCCUUCUUAGAGUUUGAUUCAUUACAUCCACUGCAUAUUGAUUUGCGGGAAGACCUCGUCACCUCCUUUCUGUCUCGCCAUCCAAAUGAAGAUCCCAGAUUUGGGGGCGUUUGCUUACAACUGGCUGAGUUGGCACCCACCCCUAGGACCAUCAAAACUCACCUGCCUUUCUCUUUGUUGCCUGCAGACCUUCUGGAAACAUGUAAAGUGGUGUAUGUAGCCAGAAAUCCCCGGGACGUGUGUGUCUCUCUAUAUCAUCACAUGUCUACCUUAGCCAUUGCGGAAUUCAUCGGCGACUUUCCGGACUUUGUCAACUUCUGGUGCUGCGACCAAUACCUCAUGGGGCCUUUCUGGAAUCACCUGAAGGAGGCUUGGGAAAGGCGGCAGCACCGUAACUUCCUCAUUCUGUUCUACGAAGACAUGAAGGAAAACAUAACUAGGGAACUAAAGCGCCUCAAUGCCUUCCUCGAGACUGGCCUAUCGGAGGAUCAGCUGCGCCAGGUAGCCGAAUAUACCACAUUUUCCCAAAUGAAAAGCAGAAGUCGGACUGUCUCCCCAAUCAGCACUUACUCUGCUCGGGCAAUAAAGGAAAUGAGACGUGACCACGUUAGGAAAGGAACUACCGGGAACUGGGUCAACUACUUCACACCCGAGCUGGAGACCAAGUUCCAAUCAUGGAUGAAGAAAGGGGGAGAAGUGGUUAAGGAGAUUCCAUUUAAGGUGGUAAAGUUUGCCUGGGUUCUGUCCCUGACUUUCGACCAUUGCCGCACAGGUGGAACUUUACCCUUGCACUGGGAGAACCUGGAGGCAAGCGAGGGAGACACAACGAACAACGCAGAGCCCUGCGGUUUGGGUCAGUGUGCUUUGAAGACGAUGUCGAAGGAAAGCGUUACAUUCCUUACGGAGGAGGAGCAGCAGGACCUCAAGUCCAAGUUCUUGGGCUUCCGCCAAGGUCUGGUGGGAGUGGGUCCCAGCCGUCACCUCCUUCCCCCUCACUGCAUGGGGUUCACCAAGAAAUAUAAAGACUUUAAGUUUUGUGAGAGCGACGUGGUCAUCGCAACCUUUCCCAGAAGCGGCACGACGUGGACACAAGAGAUUGUGUGGACGAUGAGGAAUGGUCUGGAUUUCAACGAGGCAUCCAAGGUUUCCCUCAACGUCCGGUCGCCUUUCUUUGAGUUUGAUUCAAUACAUGCAGUGCACAGGGACAUCCUCCCAGACCUUGUCGCCAAGUUUGUGUCUCGCCACCCGGAUGUUGAUCCCAGAACCGGGGGUAUAUUCUUAGAACUGGCUGAGAUGGCCCCCGCACCCAGAACCAUAAAAACUCACCUACCUUUCUCUUUGUUACCUCCAGACAUUCUAGAAACAUGCAAGGUGGUGUAUGUGACCAGAAAUCCGCGGGACGUCUGCGUCUCUUAUUACCACCACCAGAGUUCCUUGGGCUCGGCGGAAUUCAUAGGAGACUUUUCAGACUUUGUGGACUUUUGGUGCCGUGACUUGUACCUUCAGGCGCCUUUCUGGGGACACCUGAAGGAGGCUUGGGCAAAGCGACAGCACCGCAACCUUCUUUUCCUCUUCUACGAGGAUAUGAAAGAAAAUCAUAUGAGGGAACUAAAGCGCCUCGAUGCCUUCCUUGGUACGGGACUGUCGGAGGAGCAGCUGCGGCAGGUGGCUGAACACACCAGUAUUUCGCAAAUGAAAAGCAGGUCGUCUGUCAAUCCCCCACCGUCUGUUUACACUGAAAGGGCGCGAAAGGAAGGAAGAAAAGAUUUUAUUAGAAAAGGAGCCAUUGGUGACAGGGUCAAUUACUUCACACCAGAGCUGGAGACAAAGUUCCAAGCAUGGCUGAAGACAGGUGAAGAAAUUGCCAAGGAAAUUCCUUUUAAGUAUAAGGCCGAGCUGGCGGACACCUCUGGGAAGUAGAAUCUCAAGUGGUCUAUGCCCACCAUCAUCCAAAGGAAAGGCAAACGGAAGAGAGCAGUUUCACGAGUGCACAGCUUAGCAAACCCUUAAGCAUUGUGAAAGUUGUGGAGAGAUUUAGUGAUUUUUUUUCGUGAAAUAUUGAGCUUUAGCCGGCGGCGAUUUUGUUAUGAGGUAUCCAAAUUUUAAAAUGGUUUAUAUAAUGAUGCCGCAGACUAUAGUACUGCAGUCAUUUAGUUGCACUGCAUAACAUAGGGUUCAGAAAUUAUCUAUAUUUAGACUACAGUAUACAAAAAAAGUCAGCUUUGUAUGCGGCCACUGCCUGUGAAGCAUGUUUGUGUGUGCAGACAUGUUCCCUACACAAUGGCCAGAGAUAAUAAGAAAAGAUGGGAAGAAAAAGGUACACUCAUCAAUAUAAUAAUCUUGACGUUCAUCUUGCUAUCAGUGUGAUAACCUACCCUGCCAACCCGCUCUCUCUCUCUCUCUCUCUCUCUCUCUCUCUCUCUCUCUCUCUCUCUCUCUCUCUCUCUCUCUCUCUCUCUCUCUCCCCAAAAUUUGAAUACUCUUAGGUUUUUGGUGUGUACUUAUGAUAUUUGUUGCAAUAGUCAAAAUAAUGGAAUACGCUGAGGUGACUUUCUGGAGGAACGUUUACAUGUAGCCUCACCGGAAUUUUUCGUUAUAUUGUAGAGCACCUUUAGAUAGUUUCGCCGACAGCUAAAGCUAAUAAGCCUUUGUGUAGUCUUAUGUAUUGGUUGCAUCUUGUCUUGUGAUGAUUUAUAGUUGGAAGGCUGUUCGUUAAUAGUUAAAAGACACCGUUCAUGUAACAAUGAAGGUAUCAACACUGAAUUAAGGCAUCUUCUAUAUUGGUUCUUAGUUUUGUGCACAUACAAUAUUACUUAUAAACAACAGUGCUAAAAAGUAAGGAGUCUUGAAGACAAUACAUAGGUAUGUUUCAUUAUAAACCUUUACAUAUAAACUCAUAGACGUAAGCUUACAUGGAAUCUUAGCAACAUUGAUUUCAGUAAAUGUUAAUGAUAAUA
Molecule: messenger RNA, 3599 nt
Organism: Scylla paramamosain (green mud crab)
Lineage: Eukaryota; Metazoa; Arthropoda; Malacostraca; Decapoda; Portunidae
Exons: 17
Coding region: 352-2562 (736 amino acids)
Biological process (GO): sulfation
Cellular component (GO): cytoplasm
Molecular function (GO): sulfotransferase activity
Source: RefSeq, a predicted model, not a curated record